This is a messenger RNA of Epinephelus fuscoguttatus (brown-marbled grouper), 3893 nucleotides long. It is a transcript of the gene fbxo25, whose product is annotated as F-box protein 25. Gene Ontology annotation, biological process: protein ubiquitination. Gene Ontology annotation, molecular function: protein binding. The transcript has 11 exons. NCBI's taxonomy places the organism in Eukaryota, Metazoa, Chordata, Actinopteri, Perciformes, Serranidae. The coding region runs from base 159 to 1256 and encodes 365 amino acids. Gene Ontology annotation, cellular component: nucleus; SCF ubiquitin ligase complex; cytoplasm. The record is from RefSeq and is a predicted model, not a curated record.
GCGGGCGCGUAUUCCAGUGUCCGCACUGUGUUUACUUCCGUCAAUAUCUCCAGCACGGGAGGCAGAGGAGGCAGGAGACAGAGGCAGAGACAGACGAUACAAACAAAGGAGUCGCUUAAAGGUGUCCUGUCUGCUCACAGUCCCCUCCCCCAGCUAACAUGCCUUUCUUGGGCAAAGACUGGAGGUCGCCAGGGUGGAGCUGGAAGAAGACAGAGCAUGGCUGGAAGAGGGUCAUCUUCUAUGGACAUGAGUUGGAAGAUAACAACAGAGAGCUAGACUUGAAAGAGCUCUGCAGUGACAACAAAGAGAAUCUGUUUGUCGGGGAUGUGUGUGAGCUCGCCACCACAAAGAGGAAAAAGGACCUCUACAACAAUAACACCAAAUCCCAAUUUGUUUUCACAGAUAAAUGGAUCUACGUGCAGAAAGGGAGCACGAAAGAACGACACGGAUACUGCACGCUUGGUGAAGCCCUCAACCGUCUAGACUUUUCCAGUGCCAUUCAGGACUUGAGAAGAUUCAACUAUGUUGCGAAACUUUUCCAGCUAAUAGCCCGGUCUCAGCUGACCUCUUUGAGUGGAGCUGCCCAGAAAAACUAUUUCAAUAUACUGGAGAAGAUUGUACGAAAGGUUCUAGACGACCACUACAACCCGCGCCUUGUCAAGGACCUCCUGCAGGACCUGAGCUCGACACUACACAACUUGACCAUCCAUGUCGGCAGGUGUGUCCUCGUGGGCAACAUCAACAUCUGGCUGUGUCGACUAGAGAUCAUUCACAAAUGGCAGCAGCAGGUCAACAACCUGCAGAUCCCCAAGCAAAUGUGCAACGGCAUGUCAUUCAACGACUUGCCGCUACACAUGCAGAACAAGAUCCUCUGCAAGUUAUCUGAUGCCUAUGACAUCAUUAACCUGGGACAGGCCACGCCCACUCUGCACUGCCUCAGUGAGAACAGGGUACUGUGGAAGAAACUCUGCCACUUUCACUUCGCGGACAAACAGUUCUGUAGGAAUCUGGUCCUAUCCAAGAGUGAUAACGUGGACUGGAAGCUGAUGUACUUCACCCUGAAGAAACACUAUCCAAUGAGGGAGCAGUACGGCGACACCUUGCACUUCUGCAAACACUGUAGCAUCCUCUUCUGGAAGGAUCGCCACCUGGCUUUGUUACUCAAGGACUGUGGCCAUCCAUGCACAGCCACCGAUCCAGACAGCUGCCUCAUGCCCAUUUCUCCGCAGCACUUUAUCGACCUCUUCAAGUUCUGAACCCUCCACGCUGUUCUUCAAGAGAAGCAUCCGUUUACUCUCACUCCCGAACCGAGAGUGUGUACGAGACCUUGAUGUCGUUACAAAUACAAAGGGCUUCAACUGAAAGAGAUGACUUUUUUUAUGUCUCCAUUCUUACGCACAAGUGUUUCCAUAAGACAUAGGAAAGAUUAAAGGUAUAGUAUGCAGGAUUGUUGUUUACUGUUUGUGAACACAGUGGAAGUAAAAGCCAACCGCAGAUUUGCCCUUGUUUGAUUCUUUGCCUCGCUGCUUUGGUGUCUUUUUCUGAUCUGUGUCUCUUUGAUACCUGCUGCUUAUGGUCUUCUACCUGGUGGCUAACUUUUUAUAAAGCCCAGACCUUACCUGAGUGCUGUGGGGUUACACCGCCAUAAUCACCAAGCACAGGAAAUAAGAAGAAAUAAGGAAAUACAGGCAUAGGGCAGAGUCUGCAGAUAAAUACACUGACUGUGGGUCAUAAGUGAUGAUUGAGAGAAAUGAUUUCUGUAUAAGUCUAUACAUUGUUUUAAAUGAAAAUCCUGCAUAGUAUACCUUCAAAUGCCUAUGUUUGGAGUUUAAAGUAUUAUUUAACCCUUUAAUGAUCACUUUUAUGUCAAUUACUCACCCAUGUUACAUCGAAUUUGGAAAGAAAACUGUUUUUCUUGCAUGCCUUCACAGUAGCACAGAGUUAUCGAUACAUAUCGAUUCUGAAUACAUUUCAGUACUCAUUCUCCACAGUAUUAAUACACCUUUUAGUAUAACCUUUUUCCCUAUGGUAUUGAAAAUGGCACCAAAUAUUGAUGAUUUUCAAGGUAUUGUAUUGAAGUUAGAAACUACAGUAUUGUGACAAUACUUCACACUGAACGAAGAACCAAAAAAAGAGGACGUUCUAGAUGUAUUUAAGUCAUAGGGGUCUGUGUUUAAAACAGCAAAACUAUAUCAAAACAUCUGUUUACUAACUUUCACACAAUUCGCGCAUUAUAAUCCAGUCCUUAUUUUUCCAGUUGUAUGUUCAGUUCUUCCCAAACACAUGUAUUUUUGCCAAAACUCCUUACGUCUCGUUUUCACUUGCGUAUGUCUACAGAGACAAGGCAUCCAGAAGCCCAUUCAUUCCUAUGGGAAUCUUUGUGAUAGCCGAUGUGCCUACGAAACUCCUCCCCUUGGUAAUAUUGCGGUCCGGAAAUUGCCUUAGAUACCUUAAAAAAAGAUGGAAUUUUGCGUUGGAUUUCGGAGAGACGGUACGACAGUGUGCUAGCUUAGCUAACAGGCUGCUAACUGGCUAACGGACUAUUUCCUUCAAUUGAGCUGCCUGAUGUUGGUUGUCCAGUGAGUUUGUUUGAUUAAAAAGAAGUUGUUUAUCUAGUUUUAACACAUUGUGAAUCUGAGUAAUGUUUUUCUGCUAAAAUAUGGUUAUACAUUAUAUACAGUCAGAUUGUCAUUAUGACUCGUUCAGCCAUUCAUUCGUCUUUUUAAUUAAAUAUUUCACAAAACAUGCUGUAUACCUGGCAGGUCCUGUUUUUAUCUCAGCGAUGUUCCAAGCAAAUAUUCUAAACGACUGGAUGGCGAAAAACUGACAAAAUUAGCCUCUCCCCCACGGCUACAGGUAGUUUCUAUCAGGUUUCUAUCCAUUCGUAAAGAAAUGCACUUUCUUGCGUUGGACACUAGAGGUAUCAUACGUAUAUUAAUGCAUGUACGGACACCAGUCACGAACGUAAGUGAAAACGAGGCUUAGAGAAUGUUUAUGUUUAAGUGUUUUACACAGUAAGGUUUUAGCAGAUAUGGAUGUGUUUGGGCAAACUGAUAGGACUGAGACUUGGAUUAUACUGCACGUUGCAUGUUGAUAUAGUGUUGUUAAAUGCUGUCCCACUUUAACCUCAAUUAAUCAAGAAUGUUUGCCUUUUUUGGAGUCUUCGUUCACUGUGGAGGCAUGAAAGAAAAACAAAGAUUUCGUCACAUUGUCACAGGGUGAGUUAUUGAUACACAAGUGAUCAUUUUGGGGCUGAAGUAUUCCGUUAAGAAUGUCAUGUGAUGGGUAAUUUAUAAAGAACUUUUAUGUUUUUCCCCGGCCGCACAAACGUUUGUCUUCUUGACAAAAUAUUCCUGACAGAGGAAAGACAUAAAUAAUACGUAAAUGUUAUAUGAAUAUGUGAAAAGAUUUAUAUGUAGGAGUUGUAGCAUGUUUAUAGUAGGUAAGUGGUGAUAGGUAAUGUUUAAGAGGUGCAACACGUGCAGUGUGGCAGAAUACGAUGACUCGUGUUAACUGUUUAUUUAAUGGGGUUAAACUCUUCUCUGCUUUUUGCUCUGUUCCGUUUCGGUGGUAUUUUUCUGCAAUAACUGAAUGCAUGUCAUGUUUGACUCUGUUUACAUACUGUAUGUUGUCCUAUGUGAAUUCUUGCUGUGCUCUGUGUACAUCGGAAGCGUCAACACUAAGAGAAAAUAAUGUAAAGCUCCGUUAGCCGUACAAGUUUUUACAAUCUGCUUUUGUCAGACAGGAAAUGGUAAACGUUAUUUAAAGGAGAAAAAAAAAGUUUUGUAUCCUUUCUCUCGACUUUUGUAAUAUUCCUGUGCCGUCCCAGUACUCCUGAUGAUACUAUCAUGAAUUUUAUGGGACAGGAACUAGCUCUAAAGAAUUAAAUAUUU